Messenger RNA from Paecilomyces variotii, 1849 nucleotides. Its product is annotated as mitochondrial import receptor subunit tom-40. Bases 293 to 1366 code for a protein of 357 amino acids. The record is from RefSeq and is a predicted model, not a curated record. Gene Ontology annotation, cellular component: mitochondrial outer membrane; mitochondrial outer membrane translocase complex. Lineage: Eukaryota; Fungi; Ascomycota; Eurotiomycetes; Eurotiales; Thermoascaceae. Gene Ontology annotation, biological process: protein import into mitochondrial matrix. Gene Ontology annotation, molecular function: transmembrane protein transporter activity. The transcript is spliced from 3 exons.
AAAGAGGCAGGUCGGCUCUUGGCAAGACCGUCGCUGCGGAAAACCGAACUUUUUUGCUGCCAGCAGCUCUCCAGCUUCCCCAUCCUUCACGGCUCUUUUCGACCUCCCCCCCAGUCUAAGAGCAGGCCGGCCAAUACUUCCCAGGCGUUGCCAUCAGCUAGACAGGGUCGCACUGCUCCCUUUUUGGCCUUGCUAUCUGGUCAAUCUCUCGUUCCUGCGUGUGUCCUCGCGUCGAUCCGAGGAUCUCAAUCCCUUCACCACCGACACAUCACAUCUUCUCUAAUCACACAUCAUGGCGGACGCUUCAUCGCCAUUGUCCUUCCUCACGGACAAUACGGUUGCUGCCACCAUUCAAGAUGCAUACAGGGCGUUCUCAGAGCGCCGGGCGGCUCUCGGACUGUCCAACCCAGGAACGGUGGAUAACAUCGCCAGAGAGGUGCAGAAGGAAGUUCUGCUGUCCAAUUACAUAUUUACGGGUCUCCGCGCGGAUUUGACCAAGGUCUUCUGCAUGGCGCCUUUGUUCCGUGUAUCCCAUGCCUUUGCUAUGGGAUCGCAGGGCAAUAUGCCCCCGUACGCAUUCUCUGCCAUGUACGGAAGCCCCAAGGUUUUCAUGCAAGGCAACAUUGGAAGUGAUGGCGCCCUCGCCGCGGUAGGAAACUACCGCUGGAACAGCGCCCUGGUCACCAAGACCAAUGCUCAGAUCAUGGCCGGUGCACAACAAGGUCUCCUCCAGGUCGAUCACGACUACACCGGAUCCGACUUCUCCGCGUCUCUCAAGGCCUUCAACCCGUCCAUCCUGGAAGGUGGCCUUACGGGAAUUUUCGUCGGAAGCUACCUCCAGUCCAUUACCCCCAGUCUCGCUCUUGGUUUCGAGACUAUGUGGCAGAGACAGGGUCUUAACACUCGUCCAGAGGCUGCUUUCUCUUACUGCGCGAAGUACAAGGGUCAGGACUGGAUCGCGACUGCACAGUUGCAGGCCCAGGGUGUUAUUGCCGCGUCCUACUGGAAGAAGCUGUCGGAGAGAGUCGAGGCCGGUGUUGAUAUGAACCUGCAGUUCGCGCCUAGCGCUGCUGCUGCCCUGAUGGGUGGUCCUCGCCGGGACGGCACGGCCACCAUUGGUGCCAAAUACGAUUUCCGUGCCUCUACCUUCCGUGCCCAGAUUGACAGCACCGGAAAGCUGAGCUGCCUGCUCGAGAAGCGGAUAGCGAUGCCCAUCUCUCUGACAUUUGCUGGAGAGAUUGACCAGGUUAAGCAACAAGCUAAGCUCGGUCUCGCCGUUUCGCUCGAGAUUGCUGGAGAGGAGUUGAUGGAGCAGCAGGAUAAGCUGGAGGCUCAGGCUCAGAACGCCAUCCCGCCGCCCUUCUAGAGGAUGGCCUCUAGAUACCUGAUUCGGUAGCAGAGAAUAUCCCCCGCGACCGGGAUGUUUCUGCCCACUCUACUUUUCCUGUGACGACUCUUUCACACUCUGUUUUAGUACCUCUUCACUCUCCUGCAUGUGUCUUUGGAAGCACGAAACGCAGCUUCUUCGGCUGGUCUCUUUGAAUGAGGUUUGCUGGUGCACCAUGCGGUCAUCUGGCGCCAUGGAACCGUCUCUUGUAUAGACAUGUUUGUGCUUUGCGUUGUUAAUUCCUCCCCCUAUUUUUUGAAUUCCCUUACUUUCUCGACGGCCGUGGAAUGUCAUCAUGUCCUCAAGUUUUCCUAUCUGUUCUCGUCUGAUGGAUGGGGUUGGCCUGGCGGGAUGCAUGGAGGGAUUCCACCGAGCUGUUUAUUGGCAUCAUAGAUGGGGCAAUGUAAAAUAAAUCCUCCGUAGUACGAGAAAAGUGACUGAGUCCACGAAGAUGAUUUAAGC